AUGUUUCAAUACGAUGAAGGUCACGGCAUGAUACAUGUUUCCAAUUUAGUUCGGAGGUUGCUGACGGCAGUCGAUCAAAGAGAAGCGAAAUUGCGCCAAAAAUGUCAAUGGUGUGCUCUCAAGAAUCUAUCUAUCUAUCUAUCUAUCUAUCUAUCUAUCUAUCUAUCUAUCUCAUUCAGUUUAUAUCUAUCGAUCUAUUUCAGUUUCUGUCUGCCUCUCAGUCUAUCUAUCUAUCUAUCUAUCUAUCUAUCUAUCUAUCUAUCUAUCUAUCUCAUUCAAUGUGUAUCUAUCGAUCUAUUUCAGUUUCCAUCUAUCUAUCUAUCUAUCUGUCUACCUAUCUAUGUAUCUGAUUCACUUUAUAUCUAUCGAUCUAUUUCAGUUUCUAUCUAUCUAUCUAUCUAUCUAUCUAUCUAUCUAUCUAUCUAUCUAUCUAUCUAUCUAUCUAAUUCUGUUUGUAUCUAUCGCACUCUGAUUCUAUCUAUCUCUCUAUCUAUGUAA
Messenger RNA from Acanthosepion pharaonis, 498 nucleotides. The record is from the annotation of a GenBank genome assembly. Lineage: Eukaryota; Metazoa; Mollusca; Cephalopoda; Sepiida; Sepiidae.